AGGAAAGAAAACGGAGGGAAGGGAAGGGAAGGCUGCUGCCGAGGGGGAACAGAAAGGAGAGAGGGAGAGAGAGACGAUGAGAGGGAGAGAGGGAGAGGGAGGACGAGAGCAAGAGCACGAAAGCACGCGAGCAAGGCACAGAGCUCGGCAUGCAUGAGUUCAAGGUAGAGGAAGAUGGAAAGGAGCAGGUCGGGGGCUGACAAUACGAACAGAGAGGGAAGUACGACAGAGAAGACUGAUGGUAGAUUGAGAUAGGGAAAUCGGAAUCCACCGGGAAGAGCUCUGUUAAAAUGACUCUGGUGACCGACUCUCCGGUGCACUCUUCCAGCAGUGAGGAUUUUGCUUCCUUUCUUGACACGCAUUUAACUUCUACUGCAUCAGACUCAUCAGCGAAUGAGGAUAGUGAUGGAGAAGAGGAUCUUGAGAGCAAGAGGGUAAAGAGGCAUAAGGUGGAGGUGUUGGAUAUUCCUGAGAACACACACGAACCGACAACAGGUGCCGGAACUUCGAAGAUCGAAGAUAUUUGUGCACAUCCUGGUACAUUUGGGAAUAUGUGCAUCCUAUGUGGGCAAAGGAUAGAUGAGGAUUCCUCUGUAUCAUUAGGGUACAUACACAAGGGUCUACGUCUUGCAAAUGAAGAAAUUGUUCGAUUACGCAAUGCAGAUACAAAGAAUUUAUUGAGUCGAAAAAGGCUGUACUUGAUCCUUGAUUUGGAUCAUACACUGCUCAACUCAACAUUGCUUUUUCAUAUGAACUCUGAGGAGGAAUAUUUAAAAAGCCGAGCAGAUUCUCUACAAGAUAUUGAGAAUGGCAACCUGUUCAUGCUGGAGCAUAUGCGAAUGAUGACAAAGUUGAGGCCUUAUGUCCGCCAAUUUCUGAAGGAGGCUAGCCAAUUAUUUGAAAUGUAUAUAUACACAAUGGGUGAUAGGCCCUAUGCUCGGGAAAUGGCGAAACUUCUUGACCCGAGAAAUGAAUACUUCAAUGCUAAAGUUAUCUCAAGGGAUGAUGGUACACAGAAACACCAGAAGGGCCUUGAUGUGGUGCUGGGUCAAGAAAGUGCUGUGCUCAUCCUAGAUGACACAGAAAAUGCAUGGAUUAAGCACAAGGACAAUGUGAUCCUAAUGGAGAGAUAUCAUUUCUUCGCCUCAAGUUGUCAACAAUUUGGCUUCUCAUGCAAAUCCCUCUCUGAGUUAAAGAGUGAUGAGAGCGAGACUGACGGAGCACUCGCAGCGGUUCUGAGAGUUCUGAAGCGUGCGCACUCCUUGUUUUUUGAUGAGCUUGGGGACAGUCUGCCCAAUAGGGAUGUGAGGGAGGUCCUGAAAACGGUUCGGAAGGAAAUUCUUCAAGGGUGUAAGAUUGUGUUCAGUCGGGUCUUCCCCACCUCUUUUCCUGCCGAAAGUCACCAGCUCUGGAAGAUGGCAGAGCAGCUCGGAGCCACCUGCUUAGUUGAGCUCGACGACUCAGUGACCCAUGUGGUGGCCACAGAUCCAAAGACGGAGAAGUCUCGAUGGGCAGUGAAGGAAAAGAAAUUCCUAGUGCAUCCUCAAUGGAUUGAAGCCACAUUCUAUUUGUGGAAAAGGCUCCCGGAAGAUAAUUACUCCGUGAAUCAGUUGUAG
Punica granatum (pomegranate) is the source of this 1616-nucleotide messenger RNA. The record is from RefSeq and is a predicted model, not a curated record. NCBI's taxonomy places the organism in Eukaryota, Viridiplantae, Streptophyta, Magnoliopsida, Myrtales, Lythraceae.